Molecule: messenger RNA, 735 nt
Organism: Thelazia callipaeda (thelaziosis nematode)
Lineage: Eukaryota; Metazoa; Nematoda; Chromadorea; Rhabditida; Thelaziidae
Source: the annotation of a GenBank genome assembly
AUGGCUGAAAAAAGAAAACUGCUCAAUGAAAUUGAUAAAUGUUUCAAAAAGGUAGAAGAAGGAGUAGAAUUGUUUGAAGAAACAAUGGCUAAAAUGCAAGAAGCAAAUAGUGAUAAUCAAAGAGAAAAGUUCCAGGAUGAUUUAAAAAAAGAAAUUAAAAAAUUGCAAAGGCUCAGAGAUCAGAUUAAGGGUUGGCAAAAUUCAUCUGAUAUCAAAGACAAAGAUAAAUUGAUAUCUUAUCGGAAAUUAAUUGAACAGAGGAUGGAGCAAUUCAAAGAUAUUGAGAGGGAAAAUAAAACCAAACCUCACAGCAAACAGGGUUUGUCUGCUGAAGAAAAGCUUGAUCCACGAGAAAAAGAAAAAGCGGAGACUGUGGAAUGGUUGCAGUGUCAAAUAAGAUAUAUGGAAGAUGAAGCAGACAAAACGGAAUCACAAAUUGAACUGUUAUCAACAGUUGAUCAAACGAGAAAAAAAGGCAAGAGAGAUGAUCCAAAGAAAGGCGAAAAGGAGAGACUGAAACGACUGGAUGACUUAAGGAAGCAUUUGGAACGGAUCAGGUUUCAUGUGUCAAAAUUAGAAGUUUGUAUGAGACUUGUUAAUAAUGAAACAUUAGAAAGUAGAAAAGUAAUUGAUUCAUUGAAAGAACCCUUUGAAAUGUAUAUUGAAUCAUUGGAUCCCGAAAGUGAAAACGAUCCUGAAUCAUUUGAUCCCGAAACUACAGAAAAACUUGAAUGA